AUGGGUCAAGGUCCUUCGCUACCGGGUCCGCCUGGGACCAAGUUUCGCGUCAUUGGUGCUGGAAUGUCACGUACCGGCACGAAGACUUUUAACGAAGCUCUCACCAUUCUUCUCGAUGGCCCCGUCCACGACUCCGGGAUCCAGUCCCUCGGGGGCCCAAUUAUUCAAAUAAAAGCUUGGCUCGAUAUCAUGGAGCUCGCUCCAAAGGUGCAGACGUUCUCUGAACAGAAGAAGCUUGAUUGGCUCAUCUCGGAGGUGCUUGACGGCUAUGUUGCAACCAUGGACUGCCCCGCUGCGACUCUCACCCCUGAAAUCAUGCGCGUCUAUCCCGACGCCAUAGUGAUAGCAACGACCAGAGAGGAAAAAUCCUGGUGGAAGAGUAUGAACUAUCUGAAUAGUCUAAUGGGGACGUGGUAUCUCCCUAUCGUGGUCUUAUGGUUGCAUAAGACUCAAGUUUACGGAGUUUGGCGCGAACGCUUCCAUCAAAUUAUGAAAUGGCGCUACCACCAGGAUAAGAUUGAAGAGGACACGCUUCGCAGGCACGAGGAACAUCUAAGGCAGGUCGUACCUCCAGAGAAGCUAUUCUUUUACGAGGUCAGCCAAGGGUGGGAGCCACUAUGCAAAAUCCUGAACGUCCCUAUACCUGAUCGCCCAUUCCCGCAUAAUAAUAGCAAAGGCGAUGCGGCGCAAACUUUCCGGGAUCAUGUAACAGCGGGUUGUUUAUCAUGGUUUUUUAUUCUCAUGCUUAUCAGCAUGGCCGUUUGGCUUGUUAGAGGGUGGCUUCUUCAAACAUUUUCUUAA
This is a messenger RNA of Daldinia childiae, 801 nucleotides long. RefSeq names its product putative nad dependent epimerase dehydratase protein. NCBI's taxonomy places the organism in Eukaryota, Fungi, Ascomycota, Sordariomycetes, Xylariales, Hypoxylaceae. Bases 1 to 801 code for a protein of 266 amino acids. The record is from RefSeq and is a predicted model, not a curated record. The transcript has 2 exons.